UCAGAUUAAAUUAGAGGACAUCACGACGAGAAAGAGGGAAGAAGCUGCUGGAUGAGGAGAGGGUGGCACAAGACGCGGUGUCAGUCCCGUAAACUUUUUCUGUGCGAGUUUAUAAAAAAGUAAAACAGUGUCCCCUUUUCUUUGUUGAGACAGUGGCAGCUGGACAGUGGACAUGGACGUCUUGCGGUGUGUUCUUCUCUUUGCAUGCGGCUGCUUUAUUUAUCAAGGCGAUGGACGCAGAACAUAUGGUGAUAUGUUCCCCCACAAGCACUCAGUAGGAAGGAGGUUUCCAUUUCCAAUUCCACCAAUUCCUGGCUGGGAUCCUGACACAAACCCAUGGGAUGAUUACCUAUACCCACCACUAAACCCAAGGCCAGGCGAGCUUAUGCAUCACAGAGGUAAACCCAAAGUCCGUCUGAACAGCGACAGUCCAGCUCUCAACGGUUCAUGCAUCUCCUUCACUGCAAAGCUGGAGUAUCCUCCGUGCCAGAAGGAGGAUGUCAACGGGAAUCUUAUCUGGGAUGAGCACUGUGAGGAUGGUACGGAGCUGGAGGCCUCAGCCAAUGGACAGGCUCGCUCAGGUUAUGUGUAUAACUGGACAUCCUGGUUGGACGACUAUGGCUUUGGAAAAUGCUUAGAUAUGACAAGAUGCAACGUAUUCCCCGAUGGAAAGCCCUUCCCUCAGAGGAAUGACUGGAGACGAAAGAGUUAUGUCUAUGUUUGGCACACAAUGGGUCAGUACUAUGAGACAUGUGAUGGCUCCUCUUCCAGCGUGACCAUCAACACUACCAGCAUCCCUCUAGGAGCAGAGGUCAUGGAGGUCAUGGUCUACAGGAAGCGCGAGCGCAGAAAGUAUAGCCCCCUCACCACCGAUAGCACUGUCUUCUUCGUCACAGAUAAGAUUCCACUGGCGGUCAACAUCUCCCAGAAGUCUGCGGCCAACCAGUCUGCCAAUGUUUUCUUCCGUGGUGAGGAUGUGGUAUUCAAGGUCCAGCUUCAUGACCCCAGUGGUUAUCUGAAAACCGCUGCAGCCAUUGACUACAUCUGGGACUUCAGAGAUGGCAACCAGCUGGUAACACACCGUGAGGUGACCACACACACCUACAGCACACUGGGGACCAUGAGUGUGAAGUUGGUGGUGGAGGCAGCAUUUCCUGUUGACUGUCCGCCCUCUUCUGCCACACCCACUCCAAGACGUCCCACAUCACCACCUCACACAGAGGCUCCCACACCACCACCUGUCACUCACGCUAUUACAACCAAAAUGGAGACAACAGCAGCACCACCCAUUCCACCCUCCCCUGCCGCUUCCAUGACGACUGGUUUCCCCUCAACAGAGCCCCUCCCUCCCACUGUUGCUACUGAGUCCAACCCCACCGGCCUGCCGUUGCUCCUCAGUAGGCGCAUCAAGAACAACGGGUGUUUCCGAUACUCCUACGGGACUUUCAAUGGCAACAUCACUAUUGUUGAACCAAAGCAUCCACUGAACAGCCUGCGGCCAAGUAGUCGCAUUGUGGAUGUGUCAGCUGCCAGGGUGACCAACACUGAUGUCAGCUUCUGGGUGAAAUGUCUGGGCAGUAUCCCAACUUCAGCCUGCACGAUUGUGUCAGACCCCAGCUGCACUCAUGUGCACAACAUCAUGUGUGAUGACGUGCCGCCAUCAUCAGAGUGUGAGGUCCAUCUGAGGCGAAGGUUUUUGGAGCCUGGCACCUACUGUGUGAAUAUUACCCUGGAGAACUCCAGCAGUAUGGCCCUCGCCAGCACCACCAUCACCAUCAACAAGUCCCAGGAUGUACCUGUCCCAAAGAGUCCCAGCACUACAGGAGUGGUUUUGACGUCUAGUGCUGUGCUGGUGGUUAUCUUUUCAUUCAUUGCCUAUUUGGUCUACAGGCGUCACAAGGUCUACCGCCCCAUUCGAAGGUCUCUUGUGGAGGAUGCCUGCAUCCAUGCUGGGGCUGCAGGUCACAUGGUUCGCCUGAGGGAGGCCCUCUUCCCCUCCAGCGAGGAGAGUCAUCACCUGCUGACCGAUAGACGCCCCCUGUAGGUUUCAAAGAGCCGCAUCAAAGUUGUUCUCUUUUCCACCUUAAAAAUGGUAAAAAUCUUGGUCAUCAUAUGCAAAUGAGAGCAAGUUAUACCAUUAACUCAGCAAACUAGCAGAAAUUUAUAUUAGUAAAUUAUACUAAUAUCUCAUAUGAGUCUUAAUGUUAUUGUUUAAUAAUCUUGGCUUCAGCAAAAAUCAUUGCUAGUGUAACAUAUGAUUCAUAACAUGAUGUAUUAAGGAGGCGGUAAAAUGCAUGACUGUGCUCUUAUUGUGAUGCCAUCAUCAAAUGAAGAUGUGAGGAGAUUAAUUAGGUUCAAGUCAUGGUUGUUUUUCUUUUUUCUUUUUUUUAAUUCAAGGAAAAGUUUCACUCACCUUUUGUGCCAAGGAAGGUUUUGCAGAGCUGUUCCUUAUGUUGUGAUAACUCUAAAAUCUUUAACAAAAUUCUGCUUGUGGUGACAUGCAUGCUAAGUGAAUUGAGAUUAAUGUUAAACUCCAGGUUUCAAGUGAUUUGAAGAAAUUUGGUGGAAAUCUGAUGUAAUGUCUAAUAAAUGUUGUCGACUAA
Molecule: messenger RNA, 2603 nt
Organism: Melanotaenia boesemani (Boeseman's rainbowfish)
Lineage: Eukaryota; Metazoa; Chordata; Actinopteri; Atheriniformes; Melanotaeniidae
Gene: gpnmb
Product: glycoprotein (transmembrane) nmb
Exons: 12
Coding region: 173-2044 (623 amino acids)
Biological process (GO): cell adhesion
Molecular function (GO): integrin binding
Source: RefSeq, a predicted model, not a curated record